Messenger RNA from Moneuplotes crassus, 539 nucleotides. The record is from the annotation of a GenBank genome assembly. NCBI's taxonomy places the organism in Eukaryota, Ciliophora, Spirotrichea, Euplotida, Euplotidae.
AUGGAGGAAACUAAAGAAGUCAAAACAUCAGUAAAAGAGGACGCAGCUUCAGAUAUAGAAGUUAUCUUCGGAAAGCCUGAGCAUUCAGAAGUGCUAGCUGACUUCAGCGCCAAGAUGGCCUUUGAAACAGAAGAUAAAACUAUUGAUACAAAACCAAUAGCCCAAGCUUUUCAAAGGUUCCUGUCUUUUGAGCCUUCCAAGGAGGGAGAAAGAGCUCUUGGAUUUUAUUUAGUGGCUGUAACUUCAUCUGGAGUGUGUGUUGGAUCUAUGAUGAUCACUUAUGAGUGCAAUCCUGUGAUAGGAGGCCUUAUCUAUAUGAUUCAUAAUGUGUAUGUAGAGAAGGAAUAUCGAAAACUUGGAGUUUUUAAAUAAAAUCUAUAACAAAGCCAAACAACUCGCAGAGGAGGAUCCAAAUUGUAAAUGAAUGAGACUUUUUGUAGAACUGGAAAAUGAACUAGCUAUGAAGGUUUACACUAGAAUGGGGAUGGCUAGAAUUGAUAAUACAGUAAUGGAGAAAGAUAUUAAAUUGGGAUAAAAAU